AAGGGGGAUCCAAGCCUUCGCGAGGGUUUCUCUCUUUGGUUACACCACCACCACAGCCUCAUCCCUCUCCAUCCCUCUCCAGAGCACAAGAGCAGCGAAAUCUAGGGUUAGGGUUAGUGUCAGCUUCCAAUCUGGCUGUUUCCAUUUGAUUCUGAGGAGUGCCUCUAACUCCCUACAACAGCAAGAAAGAGGAUGAGUAUGGAUCUGAUCUCUUCCGACUCACAUGGCAACCUUGAUGCCCAGAUUUCUCAGCUCAUGCAGUGCAAGCCCUUGUCCGAGCAAGAGGUUAGGACAUUAUGCGAGAAGGCGAAGGAGAUACUAAUGGAGGAAAGUAAUGUUCAGCCAGUAAAAAGCCCUGUGACCAUAUGUGGAGAUAUUCAUGGGCAAUUUCAUGAUCUUGCAGAACUUUUUCGAAUUGGAGGGAAGUGUCCAGAUACGAAUUACUUGUUCAUGGGAGAUUAUGUGGAUCGUGGGUAUUAUUCAGUUGAAACUGUCACGCUCUUGGUGGCCCUGAAAGUCCGUUAUCCACAACGUAUCACAAUCCUCAGAGGAAAUCAUGAAAGCCGACAGAUUACUCAGGUUUAUGGGUUUUAUGAUGAAUGCUUACGCAAGUAUGGAAAUGCUAAUGUUUGGAAGAUUUUUACAGACCUUUUUGAUUAUUUCCCAUUGACGGCCUUGGUUGAAUCUGAAAUAUUUUGUUUGCAUGGUGGAUUGUCCCCAUCCAUUGAAACACUUGAUAACAUUCGGAAUUUUGACCGUGUUCAAGAAGUUCCUCAUGAAGGGCCCAUGUGUGAUCUCUUAUGGUCUGAUCCAGAUGAUCGGUGUGGUUGGGGUAUCUCUCCCCGUGGUGCUGGAUAUACUUUUGGCCAGGACAUAUCUGAGCAAUUCAAUCAUACUAACAACCUCAAGCUGAUUGCUAGAGCUCAUCAACUGGUUAUGGAGGGAUUUAACUGGGGACAUGAACAAAAAGUUGUCACCAUAUUUAGUGCACCCAACUACUGUUAUCGCUGUGGAAACAUGGCAUCAAUUUUGGAAGUUGAUGACUGCAAAGGUCACACAUUCAUUCAGUUUGAACCAGCUCCAAGGAGAGGAGAACCAGAUGUAACCCGCAGAACGCCUGAUUACUUUUUGUAGUGGUGCCACCCAGUCACUCAAUUUCCUGCAGCAUCUUCAUACUAGUCUGAAUGAGGUGUUAGUAAUAUCAGGCUGCUAGGCUUUUAUUACUGGUGGUGGGAUGGUCCAGAAGCAUGUAAAAUGGGCAUUGCUUAGGCCCCCUUGCAUUUAAAUUAUGUAGGCUGUGCAGCUGCCAAUGCUGUAGUGUAUCAUUUCCUGCUUAAAUUGGGGUGCUAUUUUGGUUUUUUGUUUUUUGUCCUUUUCUUUGUCAUAGAUUUGCUUCUUCCUUUUUUCCUUGGGGCUGUAGAGAGGGUACAAGGAGAUUCAAUUUUUUAUUUGGCUAUCAAAUUUUCUCUUAUUUCAUUGCUUUAA
Molecule: messenger RNA, 1485 nt
Organism: Vitis riparia (riverbank grape)
Lineage: Eukaryota; Viridiplantae; Streptophyta; Magnoliopsida; Vitales; Vitaceae
Product: serine/threonine-protein phosphatase PP2A-2 catalytic subunit-like
Exons: 11
Coding region: 193-1134 (313 amino acids)
Biological process (GO): peptidyl-serine dephosphorylation; mitotic cell cycle
Cellular component (GO): cytosol
Molecular function (GO): protein serine/threonine phosphatase activity
Source: RefSeq, a predicted model, not a curated record